AUGGCUACAGGAAAGCGGAAGCGAUCCCCGGAAGUGAUAGAAGAUGUUCUGAUCCAAAGAAUCUUCUUAGUCACGUUAACGAGUGCGGAUAAUAAACAAGUGAUGUAUUUAGAGAAGAUGGCAGCUGAAAAUCUCCGCGUAGGCAAGUCGCUUCUUUUGAAUCGUGAUUUGAUGGACGAAGUUCUUCUUGUUGGCAAACUUUCAGGUCAGUUUAGUGGUGAAUCGCUGUUUCAAUACCUUACAGGAUGCUACGGUCGUGCUUUUGAAGAAGGUAAGAAGAUUAUUACUAAUAUGCAGGAUGUCGAUCUGCAGUCUUCUUUAGUGAAUGGUGUUAUUGAACCAGCUAAGAAAUCGGUUGUUAAUUAUUGCCGGAUUUACUUACAUAACCCAGAUAUGUUUCCUCACAGUGAAAAAAUAUCAGCAGGUUCUGCUUUAUUGCCGAUAAUCUUUUCUGCAGUUUCAGAAAACAAUACGUUUGAACAUGAGAUCAGGAAAGUUAAUGAUUCUCCACUUGGAAAUUUUGUUCAACCGUUGAAGGCUUUAAAGAUGUUAGUGCGUUUUCCGAAUGGUGGAAAAGCAUCGGUGAAUCACCCAUUGUGGUUACCUAAAGGUGAAGCUGUGAAUGGGCGCUAUAGUUUUAUAUGCGACUGUUUUUUUAUGACUGCUAGGGUCCUUAACUUGGGUUUACUUAAAGUCAUGGCUGAGUACAGAGAUCUUAAAAAACUCUUGUCGGAUAGUAGACAUGCACUUUACUUACUGCAGAGGCGGAGCAAGAAGCAGCCUCCCUCAAAUUUUCUCCAAGAGGAGAUUUCCCGUCUCAGUAAAAUAAUUGAAUUGCUUUCUAUAGCGAACUCGAGUUAUGAAUCUCAUUUGUUCGAGGAUUAUAAUAUUCAGCAUGCAUUGUCUUUCUACCGGUUGAUGAUCGUUUGGUUGGUAGAUUCUGUUGGAGGGUUUAAAAUGCCCUUGCCAUCGAGUUGCCCUAUGGAGUUUGGUUGUAUGCCUGAGCAGUUUGUUGAUGAUGCAAUGGAGUUGCUGAUAUUUGUCUCCGAGAUUAUACCUGAGAAACUGGAUCCCAUCUUGCUAAACGAUUUUACGAACUUGAUUAUUAUGUUCGCAGCAAGUCCCAAUCAUGUCAGAAACCCUUUUCUCAGAGCAAAGAUGGUAACAGUUUUGAACUUUUUUCCCAAGAGAACAGACUCAAAUUCAACAGUUUUUUCCCCUUUCCACGACCAUCAAUUAUCUCUUGGUCAGUAUCUCGUUGAGUCUAUUUUGAGGUUUUAUGUCGACAUUGAGCUUACUGGUUCGGAUACUCGUUAUUUAGAGAAAUUCAUGUUACGUCAUGAGACUACACACCUUCUCAAGUACUUGCGGGAAGAACCAAGGCAUCAUGAUGCAUGGACGAAAUUUGCUCAAAAAGAGGAGAAGGGCGUUUAUUUGAACUUUUUGAAUUUCCUAAUAACCGAUAGCAUAUAUCUUCUGGACGAAGGGUUCAAUAAAAUUCGGGAACUAAAAGAAAUGGAAUUGAAAGAGACGAAUGAUAGAAGUGAUGAGUUCCUUUCUCAAGAAAAUAAAGUCAGGGAGUUCGUGAAGUUGGCAUUGGAAGAUAUCAGCAUGCUAGCAUUCACUUCAGAGCAUAUUACUGCUCCCUUUCUUCUUCCCCAGAUGGUUGACAGAAUAGCUAAUAUGCUGAAUUAUUUCUUGGUGCAACUAGUCGGCCCUAAACGGAAUUCUCUUAACCUUAAGAGUUCUGAAAAAUAUGGGUUCGAACCGAGGAUACUACUAAAGAAUAUUAUUAGCAUUUAUGUUCAUAUAGCGCGGGUUGAUACGGAAUAUACUUUUGCUGCUGCAAUUUGUAAAUAUGGUCGAUCAUAUAACGAAAGGUUAUUUACUGAGGUAGUAAAUAUACCUAGCUUAGGUGAAGAGAUGAUAGAAUUGGGAGAGUUUGUUAACCUUAGUGCCAAGGUAAAACUUGCAGCUGUGGAGGAAAUGGACGUGGAAACAGCCCUAGGGGAGAUACCAGAUGAGUUCUUAGACCCAAAACAGUGCACACUAAUGAGAGAUCCAGUGACUCUUCCUUCUUCUAAUGCUACAGUUGAUCGUUUGGUCAUCGAAAGGCAUCUUCUUAUUGACACCAUUGAUCCGUUCAACCGUUCACACCUUACCAAAGAUAUGCUGAUUCCCGAUGUUCAACUGAAAUCUCGAAUAGAUGAGUUCAUCAAGUCAAGAACCCAGCAGUAA
This is a messenger RNA of Papaver somniferum (opium poppy), 2238 nucleotides long. Its product is annotated as probable ubiquitin conjugation factor E4. Gene Ontology annotation, biological process: protein polyubiquitination. The transcript has 3 exons. Gene Ontology annotation, cellular component: ubiquitin ligase complex; cytoplasm; nucleus. Gene Ontology annotation, molecular function: ubiquitin-ubiquitin ligase activity. The record is from RefSeq and is a predicted model, not a curated record. Lineage: Eukaryota; Viridiplantae; Streptophyta; Magnoliopsida; Ranunculales; Papaveraceae. Bases 1 to 2238 code for a protein of 745 amino acids.